UUGUACGGACGUAUAUCGGUUUUGAAACAUAGAAUUUCGUUUUCCAUUUGGUUUUUAUAUGAUCUAAAAGAAAAAGCUGUGUCGGAUCUGGGAUGUGUGGUGUUUCAUGUUAGAUUUCAUUUUCUCAAUUGAAAUGAUUAGGGCAAUAAUGAUUUCCUUCUGAAGGUGUUUUUUUUUCUUUUCCUAAAAGAAAAGAAGAUCUUUUUUUUUGGUUUAUCUCUUUUUGUUUUUAAUAUUUUAAUAAAUUAAUGAUCCAAAUCUGUCAAUCAAACCAUGAAGAAGAAGCUCGAUACCCGUUUCCCAGCCUCUCGCAUUAAAAAGAUUAUGCAAGCUGAUGAAGAUGUUGGGAAAAUUGCAUUAGCAGUGCCUGUUUUAGUUUCUAAAGCCUUGGAAUUGUUUCUACAAGACCUUUGUGAUCGUACAUAUGAGAUUACCCUUCAGAGAGGUGCAAAGACCAUGAAUUCAUUACAUUUAAAGCAUUGUGUACAGAGCUAUAAUGUAUUUGAUUUUCUGAGGGACAUCGUUAGCCGGGUUUCUGAUUAUGGUCAUGGUCAUUCUGAUGCCGUUGCUGCCGAUGAUCGAAGUGUUUCAAGGAGAAGGAAAGCUGCUGGAGAUGAAGUCCAUGACAGUGAUGAAGAAUCAAAGAGGAGCAAAAUGACGUACUCUAUGCAGCAUGAUAUGGGUCAUGCAGGCACCAUUGGUAAAGGGAGAGGCAGGGGACGAGGUAGGGGACGUGGCAGAGGAGGCCGAAAUGCGGAAAGGGAAGCUCAUCGUGAAAUAGAACUGGAACCCCACUCAGUUCUUCAGCAAAACAACAAAAGUCAUUCAACCCCUGGAAUGGUUUUAGAUGAUGGUUCCGAGUCAAAGGAACUGAUCAAAGAGAACACAAUUGCUGAAGAUGCCAAUCAAGCCGUUCGGAAUUUUGAUCUGAAUUCUGAGAUAGAGGAGAACAUGGAUGGAAAGUAUGCAGCAGAUGCUGCUACCGCUACUGCAACUGCUGACCCAGCAACAGCAGCAGCAGAGGCUGCAGCUCAGCCUUCUUCAGCAGAUCCUAGAACUGAGACCAAACAUGAAGAAUACCCAGGCUGGUCUCUUUCAGACAUGGACAAGAUGGCCAUUGAUCCUCAUCAAAUUGCUCAGCUUGGCAAAAGGUUAGAUGAAGACGAAGAAGAUUAUGAUGAGGAAGGGUAGGGAAAAGCAGUUAUGUUGCAAGACUGGGAGGAAAAGUUAGUUUUUAAGAUCAGAUAAGAAAAGGUAAAACUUGAGAUAACUUCAUCAGAGUAUGGAAGCAUAUCCUAUGUAGGUCCUCUCUGUCUGUUUACUGUUCUCAUCGUUCAUAAUGUGUUAUACAUUUGCUAACGUAACUUUAAAACGGUAACUUCCGGGAACAUUCUCGUCACUAUUCCGGGAACAUUCUCGUCACUGAACGAGAGAACAUGGCUUUUUAGUGUGACAGAAUUGCCCUUAGGAAAUCUAUGUUUUAAUUAUCAUCAUUUGCUC
Messenger RNA from Hibiscus syriacus, 1500 nucleotides. Its product is annotated as dr1-associated corepressor homolog. The transcript has 6 exons. Gene Ontology annotation, cellular component: nucleus. Gene Ontology annotation, biological process: regulation of DNA-templated transcription. Lineage: Eukaryota; Viridiplantae; Streptophyta; Magnoliopsida; Malvales; Malvaceae. The record is from RefSeq and is a predicted model, not a curated record. The coding region runs from base 274 to 1191 and encodes 305 amino acids. Gene Ontology annotation, molecular function: protein heterodimerization activity.